UUUAUUUAUUCAUAGUUUUCCGUUCAGACCGGUUUUGUGAAACGAUUCAACUGAUUUAUUGAACAGUUUCGACUCAACGAUUCGUUCAUUGCUAGCGCUAGCGGAAACCGCUGGGACUGAGCAAGAGCAUGUGAGCUGCUCUGGAGUUUAACGCCUUCAAGUAACAUAUUGUCCAUGAAAAAUAAGUACGAAGUUUGUUUGUCAGGAUGUCCUGCUCUGCUCUGGGUCGACGGCUGGUUGCAUGUCUCCUGAACAUCUCAGAAGCUCGGAGAAGAGACCUGGUGGAGACAGUGGCUAGAUCAGCCAUCACUGACACACACGGAAAAAAGCGUGAAGGCAUCACAGUGCUAAACAUCUUCAAUGAUGUUGACUACAACCGCUCUGUCAUCACUAUUGUUGCAAGCAUUGACCUAAUAAGGGAGGCUGUACUGUCGGCUUGUGAGCGCGCAUGCUCUCUGAUUGACAUGAAUGUCCAUGAGGGCAUCCACCCAUGCAUGGGUGCAGUGGAUCUGGUGCCUCUCUAUCCACUGGGGGAGGAGGUGGGCCUUGAGGAUUGUGGAAAAUUGGCCCAGGCAUUAGCCACGGCUCUAACGGAACGAGUCACAGGUACCAGUGUCUUUUUGUUUGGCUGGGCUGAUUCUCCUCAGCGUCGAGGUCUGGCUAAGAGGAGAAAGGAGAUUGGCUGGUUCAAAAAGGUCUUGGAUAUGUCAACCAUCCAGCCAGAUGUAGGACCACAGCCCACAAGGAAAUAUGGUGUUACAGGUGUUGGAGCCAGCCCCUAUGUCAUGAAUUGUAACGUGACCAUCGAUACCCAGGAUCUGGCCGUGGGACGAAUUGUGGCUUCAGCAAUCCGUGAAUCCAGUCCUAGCGGUAUCCCUGGAGUUCAGGUCAUGGCUCUACCACAUGCAGGUGCUGUGGAGAUCGCUUGUAAUGUAGAGAGUUUUCAAGGUGGUCCUCCGUCUUUAUCUUAUGGUGAGGAAAAAUGGCCAAGCUUUACCAUUGGAGGGCAAAACUUCUGCCAUGCUCCAGCCUCACUAAUCACAGCACGAGUAGCAGAACUGGCUAGACACCAUGGUGUGGCCAUCAAGGGUACGGCCCUGGUGGGCUUUACCCCACGUGAGUGCCAGAGACUGGCAGAGGGAGCACUCUCAAAUGGCAUUGGAGAGUUCUGGAAAGAGCUGCAGCGUGUGCACAUGUGAACAAGCCAAAAGCUUUCACUUCUGUGCUAAAUUGCAGACCAAUCAAUGGUUAAUUAGAGGGCAUUGAUUGAGCCAUCAACAACUUGCCUGUUUGUUUACAAAAACAGUGCUUAAAGGUAUAUUUCAGCCGAAAAUGACAAAUCUUUCAUUAUUUACUCGCCCUCAUGUCACUCCAACUCCUAUCUGUCUUAUUGUCCUUCUGU
Sinocyclocheilus grahami is the source of this 1402-nucleotide messenger RNA. Its product is annotated as glutamate formimidoyltransferase-like. Bases 207 to 1199 code for a protein of 330 amino acids. The transcript is spliced from 7 exons. NCBI's taxonomy places the organism in Eukaryota, Metazoa, Chordata, Actinopteri, Cypriniformes, Cyprinidae. Gene Ontology annotation, molecular function: folic acid binding; transferase activity. The record is from RefSeq and is a predicted model, not a curated record.